Molecule: messenger RNA, 2927 nt
Organism: Seriola dumerili (greater amberjack)
Lineage: Eukaryota; Metazoa; Chordata; Actinopteri; Carangiformes; Carangidae
Gene: atad3
Product: ATPase family, AAA domain containing 3A
Exons: 16
Coding region: 107-2170 (687 amino acids)
Biological process (GO): mitochondrion organization
Cellular component (GO): mitochondrion
Molecular function (GO): zinc ion binding; ATP binding; ATP hydrolysis activity
Source: RefSeq, a predicted model, not a curated record
AGAAGAUUGCGGCGUGACACGCGUGUGCAGUGACAGAUCUGUUGCGGCAGCCUCCUCUCGCUUCACACGGAACCGGCCAAACUGUGCUUUAUUUAAUCUCAGUAAAAUGUCGUGGCUGUUCGGCCUUAACAAGGGGCAGCCUGAAGCGCCUUCCGGCCUCCCGGUUCAGCCUCCACCACCACCGCCGCCGGCCGGAGGCUCCAGCGGCGGCGGAGAUAAACCCAAGGACAAAUGGAGCAACUUUGAUCCCACUGGGCUGGAGCGGGCUGCUCAGGCGGCCAAGGAGCUCGACAAGUCCCGACAUGCCAAAGAAGCUCUGGAUUUGGCUCGCAUGCAGGAGCAGAGCACUCAGAUGGAGCACCAGAGCAAAAUAAAGGAGUACGAAGCAGCAGUUGAGCAGCUAAAAGGCGACCAGAUCCGAGUCCAAGCUGAGGAGAGGAGGAAAACUCUGAAUGAGGAGACCAAGCAGCAUCAAGCGAGAGCUCAGUACCAAGAUAAGCUGGCUCGGCAGCGGUAUGAGGACCAACUAAGGCAACAGCAAGCCCUGAAUGAGGAGAACCUCCGCAAACAGGAGGAGUCUGUACAAAAACAGGAGGCCAUGAGGAAAGCCACGAUAGAGCAUGAGAUGGAGCUGAGGCACAAAAACGAGCUACUGCGCAUAGAGGCCGAAUCUAAAGCUCGAGGCCGUGUGGAGAGAGAGAACGCCGAUAUAAUCCGCGAGCAAAUCCGACUGAAGGCUGCAGAACACAGACAGACUGUCCUGGAGUCCAUAAAGACUGCAGGUGCUGUGUUUGGAGAAGGAUUCAGGGCCUUUGUGUCAGACUGGGACAAAGUCACAGCCACGGUGGCAGGACUGACCCUUUUAGCUGUGGGAGUCUAUUCAGCCCGAAACGCAACAGCGGUGGCCGGACGUUACAUCGAGGCGAGGCUCGGGAAGCCGUCGCUGGUGCGAGAGACGUCCCGAUUCACUGUGGGAGAGGCAAUCAAGCAUCCAGUCAAGACAGCUAAACGACUGAAGAGCAAACCUCAGGAUGCACUUGAGGGAGUCGUGCUCAACCCUUCCCUUGAAGAACGUGUGCGUGACAUCGCCAUAGCAACAAGAAACACAAGACAGAAUAACGGCCUCUACAGGAACAUCCUAAUGUACGGCCCACCAGGCACGGGCAAAACACUGUUUGCCAAGAAGCUGGCAAUGCAUUCUGGCAUGGACUAUGCAAUUAUGACCGGUGGUGAUGUAGCACCCAUGGGUCGUGAUGGUGUGACCGCCAUGCAUAAAGUUUUUGACUGGGCCGGCACAAGUCGACGAGGGCUGCUGCUCUUUGUUGAUGAAGCUGAUGCCUUCCUUCGCAAGAGAUCCACUGAGAAGAUCAGUGAAGACCUCAGAGCCACUUUGAAUGCGUUCUUGUAUCGCACUGGAGAACAGAGCAACAAAUUCAUGCUGGUGUUGGCCAGUAACCAACCAGAGCAGUUUGACUGGGCCAUAAACGACCGUAUAGAUGAAAUAGUGAAUUUUGCUCUGCCGGGUCCUGAGGAGAGGGAGAGGCUGGUGCGGUUGUACUUUGACAGAUAUGUGCUGGAGCCCGCCACUGGAGGGAGGCAGAGGAUGAAGCUGGCACAGUUUGACUACGGUAAAAAGUGCUCUGAGAUAGCAAAGAGGACAGAGGGCAUGUCGGGAAGAGAGAUCUCCAAGCUGGGUGUGGCCUGGCAGGCAGCAGCAUAUUCCUCUGAAGAUGGUGUCCUGACAGAGGCUAUGAUUGACGCUCGGGUUGACGACGCUGUCAAGCAACACCUUCAGAAGAUGGACUGGCUGCGUGGAGAUGAGGAGGCUCAGACCCUUACCCCUCCUGCAGCUGGGGUGGCAGGCAGUGGAGGCAAAAUGGGCUUCAAUCUGCCUCUCAGUGAAGCACCCGAGGCUCAGGAGGUGAUCGCUCCAGUCCUUGAGGUAAAUGCAAAGCAAGAAGGUGACAAUAUACCACCUCCUUCUGAUAUCGACCAAUCGGCAGAGGGCAAAAAUGCCGUUGGGCAGGACUGUGAAGAUGCUGUCAAAGCAGAAGCUACAACAGCAGCGGAGAGUUUAGCCCCGCCUGCUACCUCCACUGACAGUGAGAGCAAGGUGGAAAAGGAAGACAAGACUGGAUCCUCUCCUCCAAAGGAUGGAACUCCAGUUUGAAUCCAAGAUUUUUUUCCAGCAGGGUGCCGGAUUUGAAAGAUUAGUGUCCUGCCCCUUUAACUAUUCUGUCAGUUAAUGUCCAUAAACCUGUUGGACUGUCUUUUAUGACAGAAGAUGAGUUCACAUGGUUGGGGGAGAUAAUCCAUUAACAAAACAAUGCCGGAGACUUUCAUUCUAAUAUAUAAUGUAUACAUUGUAAAAGUGUACUUUACAUGGGAAUCAGAUUCUGUGUCUGUAAUAACAGUAUAUAAAUGUUGUGCACAGUGGAGCGUCUCUGUUGAAAUGAUUAAAUGGGUCUGUGUUUUUAUAAACACUAAAGGUUCUGAUGGUUCUUGGAAACUGGUUGGGGUACAGUUGUUACAUGGAAAUACACAAUCAACAAUGUAGCUUGUGGUACAAAUUGAAGUUAAAAUUUCUCUCAGAAAGCUACAUUGUCAAAUCAACAGUCAGUGGUUUGGUAUCUGUUGGUCUAGCCCUACCAGGCCCUUUUUAAAAUGCUGAUGUAGUAUUUAGAGAUUGCAGUCUUAUCAAUGAUGUUGUCAAGCAGUAUAUGUUGUUUUGCAAGGCAGACAUGUUUUGUGUUGCUUUACCCUAACAGCAGAGGUGCAUGCAGGAAUUUCAAUAUUUCACACUAAUAGCUAAUGGAUUGAGGGAGCUGCGUCUGCGUCUGCAAAGUCAAGGGCAUGGAACUGCCCUUGGUUUGGAAUAGGCUUCAUGAUAAAACUCCCUGUCAGACAUUAAAGGAUGCCUCCGUGUA